Uloborus diversus is the source of this 3093-nucleotide messenger RNA. RefSeq names its product ankyrin repeat and protein kinase domain-containing protein 1-like. Gene Ontology annotation, molecular function: protein binding. The record is from RefSeq and is a predicted model, not a curated record. Lineage: Eukaryota; Metazoa; Arthropoda; Arachnida; Araneae; Uloboridae. Bases 277 to 1920 code for a protein of 547 amino acids. The transcript has 4 exons.
GGUUUUAUGUUACCCAUUCAAUAACUCCUUUGUUUUGUAUUUGUUGUGAUCGUGUAUCCCAUUUCCUUCCUACAGCAAGAUUAUUUACUGGAAUUCCUUCAAUAGUUUUUUGUGAUAAUCCUCCUAAAGCUCGCAGAUUUGUUUGAUCUCCCAGAUUCUACAGGAACGAACUUAUCAGCUUUAGGUUGUAGAGCAGAGCAUAUCUUGAGGAGACAAGACCAUAGUUAGAGUUCUACUUCUAAUUAUGGAAGAAAAAAAAAGGUUGUAAAAGAAAACAUGAACUCUGUAGCUGAGGACACAAGAGCUGGCCAUCCCCCUUCCACAUCAUGUAAAAACUCUGAAAAUUCUGAAGAACCUCCAAGAAAAAUUCUUAAAGUGUCAAGCAAUGCAUGCAAAAUUGCAUACGAUGCAGAACUACACGAUGCAGUUAAAAGAAAUGACAUAAGCUCUGUUCGUGCUAUUCUGCUGCGCCAGCAAAGUUCAGUUGAAGCAGGAGACUAUAAUGGUAACACUGCCUUACACAUAGCUGCAUACUCAGACAAUAAAGAAAUUGUUCAGAUGUUACUUACCGCAGGAGCAAGUACCAGAAUUCAAAAUGAUUUAAACCAAACGCCUCUUCAUUUGGCUCUUCGUUGGAAUAAAAAUUGUGCUGCUGAAGUACUUGUGAAUUGGGAUGCAGGUGAGGCGCCGAAUGACCUUCAAGAUGAUCGUGGAAGGACUCCUUUAUAUUUUGCAGUAAUUGAAGGACAUACAGAGAUAGUGAAGAAACUAGUAGCUGCAGGUGCAAACACCUGCCUCUCCGAUGCAGCGGGACGGACACCUUUACAUGUUGCUAUAUACUAUAGAAAAGAGGAUGCAGCAAAUGCCCUUAUUGAGUGUGGUGCAGUAAACGAUCUUCAGAACAAAGAUGGAAGAAGUCCUUUGCAUUUCGCUAUAUCGGAAGGAUAUGUGGAAAUAUGCAAGAAGCUGCUUGCUGCUGGUUGCAAUGUCCGUCUUCAAGACCACAGAGGCUCUUCACCCCUCCACCUUGCUCUUAAUAGGAGAGAUGACACCGUAGCUAUGGUCCUUGUGGACGUCGACAGCGAAAACGACCUCCAGGACGUUGACGGCUUUACUCCCUUGCACUUAGCUUCAAAAAGAGGAUUUAUUCCAAUAGUCCAGAAAUUGCUGUCUGCACGUGCCAAUCGCUAUCUGAAAGAUAAUAAAGGUCGUACUCCCUUGCACAUAGCCUUAGAGCGCGAAAAUGAACUGGUAGUUGAAAUUCUUAUUGAUUCAGUUGCUGACAAUGAAAUUCAAUGUGAAGAUCAGAAACCUCUCUUGCAUUUUGCUGCAAGGAUGAAAUGGGCAAGUGUUGUGAGAAAGUUAUUGUUUUGUGAUGUACACCCACACACUAAAGAUAGUGAGGGAGUAUAUCCUCUUAAAAGUGCUCUGAAGUACAAAAGUAAGGAAAUUGUGAAAAUGAUCCUUUCAGUAUGUUCCUUGAAAGGCAUUGCAAUUAACUGGGAGGAGCUAGAUCUUACACCGGAUGAAAGCGAGCCUUGCAUCAAACUACUGUCUAAAUAUGACGCUGAGACCCAGCGGAUGAAAAGCACAAUGAUUCCUGGAACUAGCGUCUCAUUCCAUGACCUUGCAAAGAGAUUCAUAAGCACAGUGGCACAGUAUCUCAGCAAUGAACUUAUCCAAAAAAUUUUAAGCUCUGAUAACACAAUUGAAGAAUUUCCAAACUAUGCCGAGCUGAUUGCUUUUAAAAUGGAAAAAGCCAAACACAGAAAAAUCUUGACUGAUCAGUUUCUAAAGAACUUUGAUCUCUUGUCCAGAAAGCUACCUUCUAUACCCACAUUGUGCGUCAACAUUAUAAUACUCUUCUUGAGUAAUCAAGAUAUGCAAAAUUUUGUAGAAGCUUUCAAAUUCAAGCCUUAAAUGAUUUUCUGGAACAAAGCAAAAAAAGUGCCCUUUUAUCUGCUAGUCCUACAAAAUAAUCAAGACUACAAAUUUCGUAUUAAAUUCAAGCACUAGCGCAGCCAGAAAACCUUCUGGAAGGAUUUUUUGAUCAAAAAUAUGAUCUGGAGGGGGGGGGGGGGUGAUAAAAAUACCUGCUGUGGUAGGUUUUUGACCAAAAAUACCUUCUGGAGGUACCUUAAAGCAGUCCUUUCAUAUGUUUAAACUAAUGUAUUAGAGUAUGCAUCUAUGUUAAAACCAAUGCGUGGCAGGGGCGGAUGCAGACUACCAUUUUAGGGGGGGUGACGUGGAAGAAUGACCCUACCCCCUCCAUUCUCCAUCAGUGAAGAUAUGGUUUUGGGUACAAAAAAUUUCUGAAACUGAUUGGGGACCAAUAAAAUGCACCAAAUCAGCCAAUAAGGCACUUAGUUAAGCAGGAAACUACUAAUUAAUUUUAUAAGCUAUAAAAAGAAUUAAUGUUUCAAAUAUUUACUUCAAAAAAUGAUUAAAAAAUUGAAAAGACUACUGAAAUCGUUUGCAUUUUAUUCAUAAACUGUUUGGACACAAUGUGGAUGGAUAAUAUUGUUGACGGUUUAGGGGGGGGGGGGUCUUACCCCCAUGACACUCUCCGUGUAUCCGCCUUAGAUCAUUAACACAAUUGUCUAAAGUAUCUACCACUGGCAUCUGAGGGGUGUUUUAACCCCUCCUCCCCCUUCCCUUCGCUGUGCCAUUGAAUUCAAGUAUACAAAUGCAAAAAUUGUUUCUUGUUGGUGCUUUAGUCUUUUGUAGUAAAAGGGUUCAAUUAAGUUUUCAUUCCAUGGGCUGUGAACAUUUUUAGGGCCUGAAUGUGAAAAUUUUCAUAUGAAUAUCUGAGAAGCAAAGGGAAUAAUUGAUUAAUCUGUACACAUAAAGGGCUGUUACAUGAAACUUGGCUUAAUCCUUCAAUCAUGGUUAAUUCUGAGAUAAACUUGAUGUGGUGCAUAUGUUGUUUUUAAAAGCAUUCAGUAACAAUGCUUCAUAAUUUAUAAAAUAGCUAUUAAAAAUUGACAUUAUUUUGCUCUUUGUAAUUAUUGCUUGAAAAAAUAGCUAGGAAUUGAAAUUUUGAAUAUCCAAACUAUCGAGGUUUUUUCUAUAGAGCAGAGUUUCUUAAAUUGU